GUUUGUACUCGUCUCUUUAUCAGCGUGUUUUGUGAAAAAUGGCAGUAGCCAGUAUUUCUGUGGCUCAGGAUCAUUUCACCUGUUCAAUCUGUCUGGAUCUACUGAAGAAUCCAGUGACUAUUCCCUGUGGACACAGUUACUGUAUGGACUGUAUUACAAACUGCUGGAAUCAGGAAGAUCAGAAGAGAAUCUACAGCUGUCCUCAAUGCAGACAAACCUUCACAACAAGACCUGUUUUAAAUAAGAAUGUAGUGUUUGCUGAAAUGGUGGAGAAACUGAAGAACACAAGACUUCAAUCUUCUCAUGUUUCUGCUCAUCGUUACUCUGAAUCUGGAGAUGUGGAGUGUGACGUCUGUACUGAGAGAAAACUGAAAGCAGUCAAGUCCUGUCUAGUGUGUCUGAACUCUUGCGGUCAAAAUCAGACACUUUUGUUUGAGACACAAAGAAAGUUUCGAGAGAGAAUUCAGGAGAGAGAGAAGGAUCUUCAGGAGUUGAGACAGGCUGUGGACUCUCAUAAGCGCUCUGCACAGACAGCAGUGGAGGACAGUGAGAGGAUCUUUACUCAACUCAUCCGCUCCAUAGAGAGAAGACGCUCUGAGGUGACACAACUGAUCAGAGAUCAGGAAAAGACUGUAGUGAGUCGAGCUGAAGGAGUCUUGAAGCGUCUGGAGCAGGAGAUUGAUGAUCUGAGGAGGAGAGACACUGAACUGAAGCAGUUUUUACACACAGAUGAUCACAUUCAUUUCCUGCAGAGUUUCAAGUGUUUCUCUACGACUCCUGAAUCUUCAGAUGUUUCCAGCAUUACUGUCAGUUCUCAACUCUCUUUUGAUGAAGUGAGACAAUCUGUUUCUAAACUAAAAGAAAAACUGGAGGAUUUAUGCAAAGAAGAGAUUGAAAAUAUAUCUGACAGAGUAACAAACAUUGAAAUCAUUGCCUCCAAUGAACUUAAGACAAGAGAAAAGUUCCUACAAUAUUCCAGUCUGUUCUCUCUGGAUCCAAACACAGCUAAUAAAACCAUCAGUCUGUCUGAGAACAACAGUGUGGCUACAUACACUAAUACAGUCCAGCAGUAUCCUGAUCAUCCAGACAGGUUUGACUUCUGGCGGCAGGUGUUGUGUAGAGAGAGUGUGUGUGGACGCUGUUACUGGGAGGUUGAGAGGAGUGGUGUGAUGGGUAUAUCAGUGUCAUAUAAGAACAUUAGAAGGAAGGGACGGGGUUUUGAGUGUGUGUUUGGAUAUAAUGAUCAGUCCUGGAGAUUGUACUGCACUGACUCCACAUGCUCAUUCAAACACAAUAGGAAACAGACUAAUCUCCCUGUAGUGUCCAGCUCAUGUAGAAUAGGAGUGUAUGUGGAUCACAGAGCAGGAAUUUUUUCCUUCUACAGCGUCUCUGACACAAUGACCCUCAUCCACAGAGUCCAGACCACAUUCACUCAACCUCUCUAUCUUGGGUUUUGGAUUGAUUACAACUCAACAGUGAAACUCUGUAAUCUAACAAGAUAA
Messenger RNA from Triplophysa dalaica, 1502 nucleotides. RefSeq names its product E3 ubiquitin/ISG15 ligase TRIM25-like. Lineage: Eukaryota; Metazoa; Chordata; Actinopteri; Cypriniformes; Nemacheilidae. The record is from RefSeq and is a predicted model, not a curated record. Gene Ontology annotation, molecular function: protein binding. The coding region runs from base 39 to 1502 and encodes 487 amino acids. The transcript is spliced from 5 exons.